CCCAAGAACAUAGCCAAUGACCUCAAAAGACCCUCUUAAAGUGUAAGAAUAGUAAUACACACACGAGAAUCAAGAAGCCGCAAGAAUAUAAAGACACAACAUCUUUCUGCUCACCAAAUCAAACCCUAUUUUCUCCUGAGAGAGCCACAAGAAACUCAUGCAAUAUUCUUCACCCCACUAGCUAAACUCACCACCUCCAUUGUUAUUAUUAAUCUCUCUUCAUCCCUCUCUCUCCACUCUUCAUCACUUUCUCACAAAAUGAGUACCAAUUCUUCUUACUAUCUCACCUUCAGUGACCCUUUCUCCUCCCACGAGCCUCUUGUUUCACGUAAGCUAUUUCUCCUCAGAAACGUCCAAGUUCUUGAGCUUCUUCUUGCCCUAUUCGCCUUUAUCGCCAUACAUUCCUUGCGUCAGAAGAAACACUACGGUCUUCCCGUGUGGCCGUUUCUAGGCAUGCUUCCUUCUCUAGCUUUUGGCCUCAGAGGAAACAUCUACGAGUGGCUAACCGAUGUUCUCCGUCGUCAACACGGAACUUUCCAUUUCAGAGGCCCUUGGUUCAGCAGCCUCAACAGCACCAUUACUUGCGACCCAAGAAACGUUGAGCAUCUCCUCAAGAACCGUUUCUCUGCCUACCCUAAAGGCUCUUACUUCCGAGACAACCUUAGAGACCUUCUAGGAGACGGUAUCUUCAACGCGGAUGACGAGACUUGGCAGAGGCAGAGGAAAACCGCAAGCAUCGAGUUUCAUUCAGCUAAGUUCAGACAGCUAACAACUCACUCCUUGUAUGAGCUUGUUCACAAGAGGCUCUUACCAGUUCUUGAAGCUUCGGUCAAAACCUCUUCUCCUAUUGAUCUACAAGACGUGUUGUUGAGGCUAACGUUUGAUAACGUGUGCAUGAUUGCUUUUGGAGUCGAUCCAGGAUGUCUUGGUCCAGACAAACCUGUAAUACCCUUUGCUAAAGCCUUUGAGGACGCGACAGAAGCUGCGGUUUGUAGAUUCGUCAUGCCUACUUGCGUGUGGAAGUUGAUGAAGUGUCUUAACUUAGGAACUGAGAAGAUGCUAAAGGAGUCAAUAAAAGGUGUGGAUGAUUUUGCUGAGGAAGUUAUCAGGACGAGGAAGAAAGAACUGUCUCUUGAAGGUGAAUCCACAAAGAGAUCUGAUCUCUUGACGGUGUUUAUGGGUCUUAGAGAUGAGAAGGGAGGUAGCUUUUCAGACAAGUUUCUUCGUGAUAUAUGUGUGAACUUCAUACUUGCUGGGAGAGAUACUUCUUCUGUUGCUUUGAGCUGGUUCUUCUGGUUGCUAGAGAAGAAUCCAGAGGUGGAAGAGAAGAUUAUGGUGGAGGUGUGUAAGAUUUUGAGGCAGAGAGAUGAUAGUGGAAAUGGAGGGAAGAUAGAUUAUGAGCCUGUUUUCAGACCAGAAGAGAUCAAGAAGAUGGAUUAUCUACAAGCUGCUUUGUCUGAAGCUCUUAGGUUAUACCCUUCAGUUCCUGUUGAUCACAAAGAGGUCCAAGAAGAUGAUGUAUUUCCUGAUGGAACAAUUUUAAAGAAAGGAGAAAAAGUUAUAUACGCAAUUUACGCUAUGGGUCGUAUGGAAGCUAUUUGGGGAAAAGAUUGUCGUGAGUUUAGGCCAGAGAGGUGGCUAAGAGAUGGGCGGUUUAUGAGUGAGUCGGCAUAUAAGUUCACGGCCUUUAAUGGCGGUCCACGCCUUUGUCUAGGCAAAGAUUUUGCUUAUUAUCAGAUGAAAUCUACUGCAGCUGCAAUAGUUUACCGGUACAAGGUGAAGGUGGUGGAGGGUCAUAAAGUGGAACCGAAGUUAGCUCUUACAAUGUACAUGAAACAUGGCUUGAUGGUGAAUUUGAUCAACAGGAGUGUCUCCGAGAUUGAUCAAUACUAUGCCAAGACUAUUGAUGAUGGUAAUAUUAUUUAGUGUUUAAUGUUUGAGAUUUGUUAAUUAGUUAAGAUGGUGACCAUAAGAAGAUUGUUUACUUAUUUUUGGAUCAUUUGAAUUUUAAGCUAUUUUUCUUUGUUUUCAAUUUGGUAAUUCGAUGAUGUGUAUAGUCUAUUUGGGUUUUAGCGUUUGGAAAUGAGGAAAGAGGUUGUUAUGGUUGGUAACCAUUUUAUUGCUAGGAAAAACAGUUGGUAGGGCUUGUAAUAUCA
Brassica napus (rape) is the source of this 2156-nucleotide messenger RNA. RefSeq names its product cytochrome P450 86B1-like. The record is from RefSeq and is a predicted model, not a curated record. The coding region runs from base 259 to 1926 and encodes 555 amino acids. Gene Ontology annotation, molecular function: iron ion binding; monooxygenase activity; oxidoreductase activity, acting on paired donors, with incorporation or reduction of molecular oxygen. The transcript has 2 exons. Lineage: Eukaryota; Viridiplantae; Streptophyta; Magnoliopsida; Brassicales; Brassicaceae.